Dicrocoelium dendriticum is the source of this 1776-nucleotide messenger RNA. The record is from the annotation of a GenBank genome assembly. Lineage: Eukaryota; Metazoa; Platyhelminthes; Trematoda; Plagiorchiida; Dicrocoeliidae.
AUGAUGGACGCUAAGCUCAAAGAGGACACUGGCAACAAUCGUAACCUAUGCCCUCGGACGCAAUCUUUCACUGAAUCACUAAGUGAUAAUGCCACCGACAUCCACGGUACACAAGAGGCCGACCAGCAAAAUGCAAGGAAGCAGGGUGGGAAGACAGGCCUCUGUGGAAAAAACGACUCAGCGGAGGAUGGCCUGCAAUCCAUGACAAUUCGAUCGAAGAAAAUUGAUAUACUGUCCUCACGCAAGACUGGCGACAAAUCUGCGUGCAAAAAGUAUCAGAAAAUCUGCAAAAUCGGUGAAGGUGCUUACGGAAUAGUGUACAAAUGCCGCGAUUCAACGAUCGAUCGUCUGGUAGCAAUCAAGCAGUUCACGGCAUCUGAGGAUGAUCCGGAUAUUAGAAAAAUGGCGAUGCGCGAAAUUAGGAUGCUCAAGCGUUUGAAGCAUCCAAAUCUGGUAAACCUGAUUGAAGUUUUCCGGAAGAAAAAACGUCUGCACUUGGUUUUUGAAUAUAUUGACAACACAUUGCUUAAUGAAUUGGAACAACGCCCUUGCAGGCUGGACGCUACCAAGAUAAAGAAAAUCACAUGGCAACUUCUGCUUGCAAUCGAAUUCUGCCAUCACUCAAAUUGUAUCCACAGAGAUAUAAAACCAGAGAAUAUUCUCAUCAGCAAUACGGACGAGGUGAAACUAUGCGAUUUCGGGUUCGCGCGGUUCACGACUGGAUCUGGUGGGGAUUACACUGACUACGUGGCAACGCGAUGGUACAGGGCACCGGAGCUGCUUGUGGGCGACACUCAAUACGGAACACCUGUGGACGUAUGGGCAAUCGGAUGUGUGUUCGCUGAACUGAUCUCUAGUAAACCACUUUGGCCUGGCUCAUCUGAUCUAGAUCAACUGUAUUUGAUUACCAGAAAUAUGGGAAAUCUUAUCAAUCGUCACCGAAAAAUAUUUGCCGAAAGUAGAUACUUCGAUGGUAUUCAGUUGCCGACGGUCACGAAUAUGGUGAGUUUGGAUAAACGUUUUGAGAAAGAUCCGCGUGGCUUGUUCGGUCCAACAGAAACGGACUUUAUGCUGUGCUGCCUACGUAUGAAUCCAGAAGAACGUUGGACGUGUUCAGAACUUUUGAAGCACCCAUAUUUCAGCAAUAUAGAAGAGAUCAGCGAACACGCAUUACUACCAGUCGUGACACAAGAUACCUUAAAUCCCUCUCACGCGUUACAUGCUUCUUAUGAACAGCAUCAUGCGAACGUACCGGUGGAGGAACGGCGAGACCAGCUACAAAUUGCAGAAGUCAGUAGGUCAGAGAAGAAGCCUACACAAAUACAGCAAGCUUCUUCUUUUGCUUUUCCUUUGCGAGCUUCAUUCAACCCAAGGAUGAAGUUGGGUGCAUUCCAUACGAACUACGCCAAUGUCUUUGCCUCCCCUGACCCGCGCCACCCACACGCUGCUGGAACACAUGAUGUCCAAGGCAAUGCCAGGAACAUUUCGCAAAUCCAGCCGAAACAAACACAGCGUUUAGACAAUUCCUAUGGCCUUAUAAUUCGUCCGGUUCAUCUAUCCUCUACACAAACGGCUGUGACUAGUCUUGAUGAAACUAACAUAAACAAGUCCCAACCCACACCAUCAAAAACACUGCUGCAGAUACCGAUGACUUCGAUCGGAUGCGUUCGUGAUGCCAGUUUGAACCUGACCAGGAUUCGUAAAUGCACUAUUCACCGAUCUCCGGCACGCAGCACUACCAGUCAGCCAGAAGAUGAAUCCAUCAGCGUUCCUUGA